UUCACUGGCCACUCACUCCAUUCUCUACUUUUUUGGGGACUGGUUGUUUCAUCCCCGGAGGAAAGGAACAACUCAGCAGUGGGUUUGCGGAGUCGGUGAAUCCUUCUCUUUCAUUCUUUGAUCUUUGACCCCCCUCUCACCACCCCCUCCACUCCCGCGGUUUUAUACACUCCCAUUAGCCGCCCAUCGGGGCCGUCACUCAAUCCAACCCCACUCCGAUCAACAUGCUUUCGCCCUCCUCGUUGGCGCUGGCACGAGAAGCUCCCCCUGUGAGACCGUCUCGGUCCUUAGAAGGAUUGGAACAAGUCAUUCCGCCUCGAAUCACUCUGCCGUCCGUUCGCCCAACCUUACUCUUAGAUAAACCGCUCCCCGAGCUGCCCGUCAAACCUCUACCAGAAGCACCCGCCAUGGAUACAGGCUCAACUGCCUGGAGCGACGACAGCAGCAUGGUCUCUAGCUUCUAUGGUAGUCGACGCUUUUCCGAGGUGUCCACCGAGAGCUACCCCGUUUUUGUCCGUUCAGGGUCCGACGAUCUAACCGAGCUUGUCGAUCAUCCUCCCGCUUCCGCCCCCAUCGAUCACUACAGAGACUCCAAACCGCUGGCCAUCACCGCCACCUUUUUGCACGAUGACCAGGUCGACCGUCCGGCCCCGUGGACGGUCAAGUGCACCGGUCCCAACCAUUACUUUCGUGAGAAGAAGUGGGAUUUCUUCCCCGAACUCGCUCCUCAAUCUGCCUUACCUCCCCGACCGACCAACCAGGCUGCGGCCUCUCGCAAAAAGAGCUGUAGUCGACUGAACCUUGCGGUCUUCGACUUCUCUAAGAGUCGCGGUCGCUGGAGCUCGUCUGACAAGGGGGGACGAGCUCUUGCGCAUGACGUUCGCGACUCAAUUCGAUCAUACGUGCAGCGCCGGUUGUCCAAACACUCGGUCGACCGAGACACUGCCCGGCCAAGUUCGCGACCCGAAUUGCACCGGGACACACGACCCGAGACGCAACCUGAUUUGCGACCGGACACAGUACUGUCAAACCAUACGCAGGAUCGAGCGCCAUCGCUCGAGUGGACGCUGUCGAAAGAACGCACCGAUGUCGUGAGCCCGCUGAUGCCACCCAGCCCAAUGGAAUUCCCCAGCUCGGACAGGCGGCUGUCCGGGGGGUCGUCACGGUCGACGGUCGGUUCUCGAGUGAAACGUCCGCCACCUCUCACUCUGCGGAAGAAACAGCCGGCUGUCCCUCUUAGCCCUUACCAGAAGUAUGGGGCUUCGAUCUGGGAGAAGCCAGGCCGGGAGAAGCGCAUCAGCUAUCGGCAAAACCGCCAGGUGCGGUUUCCGAAAUAUGGCAAGAAGAGCCCGUCGACACCGAAAGGAUUCAUCUCAUCGGCCACGCCUCCUCUGACACCCCCGGCUCGGUCUCAACUACAACAGAAUACUCGUGACUAUGUCAAGGCGUUUCACCAUGGAACGUCGCACUUGUUGGGCGCCCUUGGCGGCGCUCGAAAGAAAAUCACCGGGACCAAGCUCGAGCGCCGGCACUCGCAGUUGAAAUCGCAAAUCCGUCUCAUUGGCCCGGUCAGCCCAUACAACACCCAGGGACAGACUGACCCAUGGGUCUGAGCCUUGGCAACCACUUUCUUCCCAACCUAUUUAUAUCUAUAUUCGGUGGUCUUUCAUCAACCCUAUACUUUUGGCAUGGUGGUCAUAUUAGCGUGUCUUUCAUUAUUGGUUUGUAAUUUCUCAUCUCUUGUGGUUCUCACUAUCUUCACUCGAUAUCCCGUUGGCAUUUUGGAGGUUUACGUUAGGCGUUGAGGCUCUUUGUAUGGACC
Aspergillus homomorphus CBS 101889 is the source of this 1822-nucleotide messenger RNA. RefSeq lists its product as uncharacterized. The transcript has a single exon. The record is from RefSeq and is a predicted model, not a curated record. NCBI's taxonomy places the organism in Eukaryota, Fungi, Ascomycota, Eurotiomycetes, Eurotiales, Aspergillaceae. Bases 408 to 1613 code for a protein of 401 amino acids.